GGGGGUUGUGCCAUCGAACCUCUGAAACCACUGUAAAUACAAGAAGUACUCCCCUGCCAUGGAAACUUCACAUGGAACUUCAACACCACGGAGGUUUGGUCUUCGCUCAAUGGUCUUCCACCACCACCACUGGUCAAUUCUGGUUGGGAUCGUGAGCGGGAGGGUAAGGGUUCACUCAUCGCGGCCCGUGACCCGUGAGACCGUGCUAACUGCUUGUUUUGGGUUGACGGCGGAGCAAGGGGUUUGCGCGGUGGGACUGCGGUGUGCGCGGUUUCCGGUUGGCGUCCGUAGCAAUGGCCCGCAGGGGUGGCGCGCCACGAAAGAAGCUCACCUACGACAAGCCUGGACUGACCGAGGAUGAGAUUGAUGAGAUCAGAGAAGCCUUCAACCUCUUCGACACAGAUGGUUCUGGCACCAUUGAUCCGCCCCCUGCUUAUGCGCUAAGCAAAGCUACCCCGCUGAUCCGCUUUGUGGUGUGGAGGGACGUCUGACAAAGAGGUGACCAGGUACUUGGUUGAUGCUUAUGUAUGCUUAUGUUGGUUCCAUGUGGGCUUCUUUGUGUCUUUGGACAAGGCUUGGAGUACUUCUUUUGACGGGUUCACCCUCGAAAUCCGUUCCGCUUGACGCUCAGGGGCGAGCUCAAAGCGGCCAUGAGAUCUCUGGGCUUUGAGACCAAGAAUCCAACCAUCUUCCAGAUGAUCGCGGAUUUGGAUCACGACGGGUCGUCCAGCGGAAUCGGCUUUGACGAGUUCCUGGAUGCGAUCACUGCCAAACUGGGGGACAAGGAGUCGCGAGAUGGAAUCCACAAGAUCUUCAACUUGUUCGACGACGACAAAACAGGGACCAUCAGCCUCAAGAACCUCAAGAGAGUCUCGAAGGAGUUGGGCGAAACCAUGACCGAAGAGGAGCUCAAAGAGAUGAUCGAGCGAGCCGAUUCCAAUGGAGAUGGUCAGAUCACUCCAGAGGAUUUUUACAACAUCAUGACCAAGAAGACUUUCCCAUAGGACUUUAGGACCAGCUGCAUCAACUUGCAGCUCUUGGCGUUGAAGCGGACAUGGACAUAGGAAACAAACGGCGCAGCAUCACC
Durusdinium trenchii is the source of this 1087-nucleotide messenger RNA. Lineage: Eukaryota; Dinophyceae; Suessiales; Symbiodiniaceae. The record is from the annotation of a GenBank genome assembly.